CCCAGGCUCACUCCCCGCAGGACUCCCACCAGCCCCGCUUUCAGUGCAGGCUCCUGCYGUCCACUCCCACCCGAGGUGAACACCAGCCUCCCCGGAGCUUGCAUGGACAUUCCAGUUGCAGGAUGUCGAUGACGGACUUGCUCAGCGCUGAGGACAUCAAGAAGGCGAUCGGAGCCUUUGCUGCUGUCGACUCCUUUGACCACAAAAAGUUCUUCCAAAUGGUCGGCCUCAAGAAAAAGAGUGCRGACGACGUGAAGAAGGUGUUCCACAUCCUGGAUAAGGACAAGAGCGGCUUCAUCGAGGAGGAUGAGCUGGGAUUCAUCCUAAAAGGCUUCUCCGCAGACGCCAGGGACCUGUCUGUGAAGGAGACCAAGACACUCCUGGCCGCUGGAGACAAGGACGGGGACGGCAAAAUUGGGGCUGACGCUGUAGAACGCAGGCCAAGGAAUACCGAAGAAUUUCGGGGAUCACGCAGGGGCUUGUGCACCCUCCUCCCAGCCCCCCAGGCUAGCACCUUGUAUCACCGCGGUUCACGACAACCCCACGGAGCCCAUCGCUGGGUUUAUCUACGUGUUCUGCACCAAGUCCUGGCAGGCAGCUGACCUCAAGGGGGUCCCGGGCACUUUCUGUGGCCUUUCUGAAGCCAUCACAGCCCCUCCCCUCUCUCCAUGGUGUGAGAGAGCUGAGCCCUGGGAGCCCAUUGUCCAGCAAACGGCCAGGCCUGCCUGGAAGCCCUGGCCCUUGACCCCAGCCCRGCCCCCCCACAUCACCACGCUGCAUUUACACAGGAUUGAGGUCUGACCAGGACCCCACCCUCCCAGGCAGGCCAGAGACGUGGCGUCCCAGAGUUGCUCAGUGGUACGCGGUGCCAAAACCCUGUCCUCGCUCGUCUCCUGGGGGAGAAACAGAAGAAAAGUCCAGAAAGAUGGCUGGCUGCWGAGCCUSGGUCUCCUCAUCUGUAGAAUGAGCGUAAUAAUCAGUGAUGAGGUGAUGGUCAGGGUCAAGUGGGAUGCUGGAUGUGGAGUGUCGAGGACAACAGCGGCACUCAGUGGACCCUCAGGGACUGUCAGAGCCACGAUGGGAGCUGACAGUCAUGUGAUCACGGGUCCCGCUCACCGUGUUCUGCCACAUCCGGCAGCAGAUCCACGAACCUGGAGGAAGCACAGAGCUGUGCCCUGCGUCCCUCGGGGAGUCCCUCUGCAUCCUCUGCCUCCGACUCAUGGCCUCUGUCAUU
Messenger RNA from Urocitellus parryii (Arctic ground squirrel), 1234 nucleotides. RefSeq names its product parvalbumin (gene Pvalb). The record is from RefSeq and is a predicted model, not a curated record. Gene Ontology annotation, molecular function: calcium ion binding. Gene Ontology annotation, cellular component: cytoplasm. Lineage: Eukaryota; Metazoa; Chordata; Mammalia; Rodentia; Sciuridae.